AUGUCAGACUCCGGAGAAGUUGCACAACCUGCUGCGAACAAGCGGCCCCAUGCUGAUGUCGAUGCUGAGAACAGUGAUGACUCUUCCGACGAUGAUUUCGGCCCGGCGCUGCCCUCAGAAGUCGCUCCUAAGAAGAAGCGCAGAAAGCUCCCCUUUGAAAAGGUCUACGUGAAUGCGCUACCGGCCUCGGCGCGAUACUCCAAGUCGCUGAUGCACAAGGAUCAAUUGUCUUUUGUGACCGUUGCGCCCUACACGGACUUUGUGAUCACCAGCUCUGUGGAUGGAGUUGUCAAAUUUUGGAAGAAGAUGGCCGAAGGUAUCGAGUUUGUGAAGGAGUUCAUUGCUCACCCAGGUGAGAUCCGAAGUGUAACUGUCAGUGCCGACGGCCGCAGCUUUGCGACUGCCGGAGUGGACAAGACAGUUAAGAUCUUUGAUGUCAUUACAUUCGAUCUCUUGGCCAUGUAUACCCUGGAAUUCAUGCCCCGUUGUGUCUGCUGGGUGCACCAGCGCGGGGCAUCUCUCCCCCUUCUUGCCGUGACAGACGAAUCAAGCAAUACAGUGCAGGUAUUUGACGGACGUGGCGAGAAUCCUACCCCGUUGCACACCGUGAAAUCCAUCCACCGCAGCCCAGUAGUGUCAAUAGCAUUCAACAACGCCUUUGACUGUGUCGUUUCAGCCGAUGAAUCAGGAAUGAUCGAGUACUGGCGCGCAGGAGAUGGCUCUUUUGAGAAGCCCGACAAUGUUUUCGAGCUCAAGUCCUCAACCAACCUCUUCGCCUUCAAAAAAGCCAAAUCCGUCCCAGCAGCCAUUACAAUCUCCCCAUCAGGCGAACAUUUGGCAACAGUCUCUUUCCCCGACCGCCAGGUGCGAGUUUUCGACUUUGCAACCGGCAAGCUAUACCGUACAUACGACGAAUCAAUAACGACAAUCACGGAAAUGCAGCAAGCCGGAACAGCACCAUACCCUCUCGAUGAGAUCGAAUUUGGCCGACGUCUCGGUGUCGAACGUGAAAUCGAAUCUGACGCAACCCGCCAUAAGGUCAACGUUUCCUUCGACGAAUCAGGCCACUUCCUCCUUUAUGGCUCGCUCUACGGAAUCAAAUGCAUAAAUACCUACACAAAUCGCGUAGUCCGCGUCUACGGUCGAGACGAACCCUUCCGCUCCCUGAACCUGGCACUCUAUCAAGGCCAACCCCAACGAAAGGGCGUGGUAACAGUCUCAAUGGCAGCCAGCAGCAAUCCCCUCCUCCAAGAAGCCGAAGAACGUGACCCAAUCCUAAUAAGCACGGGAUUCGCCAAGGUCCGCUUCUACAUGUUCACUAAUGACACAGAGAUUUCAAAGGGAACGCGAGACGUGCAAAACGAAAAGCCAACCCAAUCGGCUGGCGACACAGGCGCAGCCAUGACCAAGUCCGCAGAAACCGGAACAGCAGCAGUCCUGCACACAACCAUGGGCGAUAUCCACCUCCGUCUCUACCCCUCUGCCGCACCAAAAGCUGUCGAGAACUUCGUCACCCAUGCUCGCCAGGGCUACUACAACAAUACCAUCUUCCACCGUGUGAUCCGCAAAUUCAUGAUACAGGGUGGAGACCCGCAGGGCGAUGGCACAGGCGGCGAGUCGAUCUGGGGCGGGGAGUUUGCGGACGAGUUCUCCGUUCUCAAGCAUGACAAGGCUUAUACAUUAUCGAUGGCGAAUGCCGGACCGAAUACCAAUGGUAGUCAGUUCUUUAUUACGACGGAGAAGACGCCGUGGUUGGAUAAUAAGCAUACUGUCUUUGGGCGGGCUGUGCAGGGUCUUGAUAUUGUGCAUAAGAUUGAGAAUGUCAAGACGCACAAGGAGAAGCCGGAGGUUGACAUUAAGAUUGUUAGCAUUAGUGUUUCUUGA
Messenger RNA from Penicillium antarcticum, 1884 nucleotides. Its product is annotated as WD40 repeat domain-containing peptidylprolyl isomerase. Lineage: Eukaryota; Fungi; Ascomycota; Eurotiomycetes; Eurotiales; Aspergillaceae. Bases 1 to 1884 code for a protein of 627 amino acids. Gene Ontology annotation, biological process: protein folding; protein peptidyl-prolyl isomerization. Gene Ontology annotation, molecular function: peptidyl-prolyl cis-trans isomerase activity; protein binding. The record is from RefSeq and is a predicted model, not a curated record. The transcript has 3 exons.